UACUGCUACAAUCAGAACGUACGAACACCCACGGUGGGCGUCCACAUAACACGUCCGGCCGCUUCGUGCGUUCCGUGAGGCACGAUGAUCCCCGCGCACUCGCAGCAGAGCCCGCCGUUCACUUCCAGCGGCACGCGGAGUCCGGACGUGCGUGUCGAGCGGCGUGCGGAAGCCCACCCCCAAUCUGCGCGGACGGAUUGCUCCACUAGCCAGCCAGAGCGCGCACGUAGCCGGCCGCUGCCACAGGCCGUCGCCACCGAUCCAAACCCCACUAACCCGCCGUGUUAUCGUGUCGCAUCAAUGCAUCCUAUAAAUUCCGCCGCGGCGUCCCAUCAUCUUUGCAUCGAUCAUCAUACUUCUAGUUCCAGAGCUGCAGCAAAGGUUGAGAGGCGAGGAGAAGCCAAUCAGGAGUUGCACCGGCCGGCCUCACGCCAUGGCUUGUCACGUGAAGGCCAUUGUGUUUGGCGCCGCCGUCCUGGCAGCAUUUGUCCUCGCGACUGAGGGUCGCGCUGCCCGGAAGGACCUGGGGCUGGGCCUCGGCCUCGGCGGCGGCGGCGGCCUCGGGGUCGGCACGGGCGGCGGUCUAGGAGUCGGCACCGGUGGCGGCGUGGGGAUCGGCUCAGGAAUCGGUGUCGGCAUUGGCGGUGGCGGCUCUGGCUCUGGCUCCGGGUCAGGGUCCGGGUCUUACUCUGGGUCUGGGUCUGGGUCCGGGUCCGGGUCAGGCUCAGGUUCCGGGUCCGGGUCUUGGUCCGGCUCAGGCUCAAGGUCGGGCUCUGGCUCUGGCUCAGCAGGGUCAAGUGCAGGCUCGUACGCCGAGUCGGGCGCGGGCUCGAACGCAGGGCCAGGCGACGCAGGGUCGUACGCCGGCUCACGGGCUGGCUCCUACGCGGGCUCCAACGCCGGGAACGGAGGCUCCGGCGCCGGCUCGUACGCCGGCUCCGAGGCUGGCUCGUACGCAGGGUCUGGUGCUGGCCCGCAUGGGGGGUCCGGGGCCGGCUCGUACGCGGGGUCCAGGGCUGGCUCCUACGCUGGCAGCGGCCAUGGCAAGUGAGCACGCUGUGUAUGCGUUCGCGCCACUCUACCGAAGUGAUAUAUUGCGUGUGUUUAAAAUGGAUCACCUCCAUGCAGUUGUAUAAAUAAAUAAGUGUACGCAGGUGGCGAACGAUGAAUAAAGUGGCAUGUGUAAUAGUGUGUAUAA
Triticum aestivum (bread wheat) is the source of this 1198-nucleotide messenger RNA. Its product is annotated as fibroin heavy chain-like. The record is from RefSeq and is a predicted model, not a curated record. The transcript has a single exon. Bases 434 to 1051 code for a protein of 205 amino acids. Lineage: Eukaryota; Viridiplantae; Streptophyta; Magnoliopsida; Poales; Poaceae.